Molecule: messenger RNA, 3111 nt
Organism: Suillus clintonianus
Lineage: Eukaryota; Fungi; Basidiomycota; Agaricomycetes; Boletales; Suillaceae
Exons: 16
Coding region: 159-2999 (946 amino acids)
Molecular function (GO): hydrolase activity
Source: RefSeq, a predicted model, not a curated record
UUAUAUCCCUGACGUCAUUGGGUUGCAGUGAUGGCGAUGAAUCUUCAAGCUUCAUGCACAUGGCUGACUCGGACUCGUGGGCGUGGUAAGGGGGUGCGCACUGCGUUACGACUACUCAGUGUCUGCCCCUUACCCUCUGGCUUGCUCUUUGUACGACAAUGACAGUCUCUACAUUCUCAGCGGCAGUGCAUAUCACUCCAACUGUUAUCAAGACCCUUUAUACCCACGGAAAACGGAAAUCAAGGAAGCUGAAGGACAAAGAUGGGCAACAAGAGGCCACCGAUGACAUUUUCUUUGAUGAAGCGUUUCACAUCGUUAAAUCCUUCAUUCUUCUGGGCACAAAGAAUACCGUGGAAUCUCUCCAAGCAUUCACAAAUACUCAUGUACCUGCUCCGCCUUGGACCGCUGUUGCCCCUGUGCGCGUCCCGCUGCAUUCAUGCAACCAGGCGGCAGACCUCCUGACACAAUGGUUUGGGCCCGAAGACCUUAAACGCGUUGUCGGAGGUGAAAAGUGGUGGCAAGUGCGUGGUUUAGACGGGAUUGAUGCUGAGUGGAUUGCCGAGAAGUCAUAUUUGCGGCCUGAAAGUGUUCACAUAGAUGCUGGGAGGGAGUACAGUGAAGAGGAAAAACUUGUAAUAUCGAUGGAGCAUUUAGAGACCACCAUGCUUUACAUUCAUGGAGGUGGAUACUUUUGGGGCUCAAUCAAUACCCAUCGUUAUCAAAUCAUCAAAUACGCACGUAAAAUUGGGGGGCGGGCGUUUAGCGUCAAUUACCGAAAGGCUCCACAAUACCCAUGGCCAUGCCCUCUACACGACGUCCUCGCAGCAUAUCUCUACUUGAUUCAGCCACCCCCUGGCGCUGUCCAUAAACCCAUUCCUGCUUCAAAAAUCGUCCUCGCUGGCGAUUCAGCAGGUGGCGCAUUAUGUCUCACAAUGCUCACUGUACUGCGGGAUUUGGGUCAACCGUUGCCGGCGGGAGCAGUACUCAUCAGUCCGUGGGUAGAUUUGACACACAGCUUUCCUAGUAUUCAUACGAAUACGGCCACGGAUAUCAUACCUCCUCAUGGGUUCAUCAACAAACCCUCUGUGUUGUGGCCAGUGGAUCCAAUCAAGGAAGGGGGGCGCGUUAGUCGCGCACGUUCCGAUCCACAGCCGAAGCUAUGUCAUACGCACACUCCUUGUGCUGAUAGAAAUGUUGCAACAGACACUGCCCAGGUUCCUCCCAAUGAUACUGAGAAGCUCGGUGAUUGUAUGCCUGCUGGUUCCAAGCAGGAAACAUCAAGUAGCCCCGCGUCAGGCGUUCCCGUGAAAUCUCAGGAGAGAGCUCCGGUUCUCGAUCGAGGGAAGGAUUAUAUCGCUGGCAGAAGACACGAGCGAGACCAGGACAAAAACAGAAACCGAACUUAUACGAUGCUUAUGGAUGAUCUUGCCGGAAACACUGGGCACAGACCUGGCUUGGAUUCAAUCCCUAAUCUAGAUGACAUUGAAUAUUGGCAGCCCAACCCCCCGAAGGUGCUCAUGAAAAAUCCUGGAGAUGUUCCGUUGGAAGUACGGUCACAGAUCCAGCACUAUGCUACCACAGAGCAAUUGUCGCAUCCGCUAGUCUCACCGGUUCUUCAAGCUUCGUUAGGCAACCUCUGCCCGCUGUACAUUUUAGCAGGCGAUGGGGAAGUGCUUCGCGACGAAAUCAUAUAUCUAGCGCAUAAGGCGGCCAACCCAGCUGAGUACCCUGUACGAGAGGGUGUCCUCAGAGACGGAUCGAGGCAGAAAGAGAAUGCGCGUAAAUUUUCUGCGCCCACUAAGGUCCAUCUCCAGGUGUAUGAUGGAAUGUGUCAUGUUUUGACAGUCUUCAGCUUCACGAGCAGUGCAGACUAUGCUUAUCAUUCUAUUGCGGAAUUUGCGAAACAUGUCACUCAAUGUUCGGCAGAGCACCUUGACAGAAAUCCGUUUCCUGACUCGCGUCGACCAUUAACGGAACCCAAGCCCAAGACAUGCUCCGUUGACAAAGCGUUGAUGAGAAAAGAUUCAGCGAAGGAGAAGUUCAAGUCCUCGCCGCAACUCUUACCUAUAGCUUUGGGGCACUCACCAGAAUCUGCGGAAGAGUCGCGCAUCCUCGUUCACGUGGAGAAUGAAGGGCAAACAACACAAGAAGUCGAACCCGGGGAGGUCAAGCGGCAAACACCAGGACCUGAUGCACCGUUGCACGCCAUGAGUGACUGUUCGGGAGACACGCUAAUGAUUCGCGAGCGCGUGGAUAUCCAUGGUCGAGUUCGCUCUAUGGAGCCGAAAGAGGCUAUUCCAGCUCUGCAGCUUAGACCAUCAGAGAUUGGCAUUAUUAAGGAAGAGACUCUUUUCAAGUGGCUGGAAGGCCAAGAGGAGUGGGACAGGCGUUUCAAGUACCGCGCAACCAAGGUAAUGAAGAAAAGGAAGGCUUUCGAAGCGAUGUCCAACUCGAUUAUUAAGAACGCAAGGCAACGGGGCCUCCUACUGGCGGGAGAGAGCAAUGAUCUUGUUGAGAGGCUGACAGUUGGGGGAUCGAGUUCUGCACAUGGGCUCAUUCAAGAGGAUCGAAGAUGGGGGCCGCUAGACCUGGGGGACGAGCGGCCGCCACCUACAGCGAUUGCUGCGAGACGAGACACGCGAGAAGCGCUUGCUCUGCUUAAGAAGAGCAUUUACCACACGGCGCCGGCCACACACAAGACUAUUCCGAGAGUGAAAACAGUUAUCCCCGCCGCUUUUAAUCCCAAUGAUGCCCCAUUCCGACCACCUAGACAGUCGGUCUCAGAGCAGCAGGUACACAGUGGUAUGCGGUACAUUCACGGACUGAGGAUGUGGCAGUCCAUUGUGAGCUACGUUGCGCGCAAGGCUGCUGUGAAAGUCGUGGAGGACACGCGACGCGUAGGAAAUGGACUUAUGGAGGUUGGAGAUAAGGCUGCUAGCACUGUGAAGGACACAGUAGGCAGUGGAGAGGAGUGCAGGGUUGAUGAUCGCGUUGAGUAAUAGGGACAACACAUGUUCACCAAUCUCCCAUAGAGAACCGUUCUACUAAGUACUUAUGGGGAGGCGUGAGAAGGCUUGGCUUAAGUAAGCGCCAUGUGUUUGUCGCACUUUU